AUCCCGCACAGGACGAGUUGCCCCAACAGAAGCGGCGAAGCGCACGGCACCAAAAACUUUCCACACUGGGAUGGGAAAGUUCGAAAGGGACGCUUUGCUUUUCUUCCUCACAGAUACGAUCCACGCAGGAGGAAGGGAUUGGAUAUAAACAUCGAGCCGGUGGAUAAAAGGAUUAGUUUUUUGGGGUGUUGGGGGGCAGGGUGAUUUAUUAAAUUUUUCCUGAAGAUUUCGCACUUUGGAUCGGCUGCAUCCGAAGAUAGAAAGAAAAGCCCACUGAGGUGCGAUCGCCCGGGUGGAAGAAAAAAUGCCUUCCUCUCCGCAGCCUCGCAGUCUGGUGAGGUUUGCCGUGUUUUUUCUGCUGUUCGUGGGACUGGAGCGUGGAUCGGGGGCCCACGCUGGGACGUGCCCCCCUCCCUGCGUGUGUUUUGGGGAACUUGUGGACUGCGGUCGGGUGAAAAGGGGCCGAAUUCCAGACACGAUCCCGGAGUGGACAGUUCAGCUGGACUUAAGCCAUAACAAAUUGCAAGUGCUCGACGGCAAUUUGUUUUCCAGACUGCCGCAUUUAAAGGAACUAAAGCUGAAUCACAACAAACUGGAGGCAAUACCAGAUCUGGGUCCUUAUGCUUCAAACAUCACAACCCUCAUUCUAGCAAACAACAGGAUCAGUGGGAUCUCGGAGGAGCGGCUCAGACCCUUCGCCUCCCUGGAAUCGCUCGACCUCAGCAGCAACAAAAUAGUGGAAAUAAAGACCAGCUCCUUCCCGGCUCUGCCUCUCAAGAACUUGUUCCUCUGCAACAAUCGCAUCUCGUCUCUGGAGUCGGGCUGGUCCACCAACCUGGCCAGCACUCUGCAGGUUCUUGAGCUCAGCCACAACCGGAUCUCCAACAUCCCGGCCAGGUUCUUCCAGCUGCCCAACCUGCAGCAUCUGGAUUUGAGCAGAAACCAGAUUCGCCGGGUGGAGGGCUUGACUUUCCAAGACCUGCCCACCCUCCGCUCGCUGAAGCUGCAGAGGAACCGCCUCACCGGGCUGAUGGACGGGGCCUUCUUUGGCCUUAGCAACAUGGAAGUCCUGCAGCUGGGCUUUAACAACCUGACGGAGGUGAGCAAAGGCUGGCUGUACGGCCUGGGGGCUCUGCAGCAGCUCCACCUCGAACACAACACCAUCAGCAGGAUCCAGCCUGAAACCUGGAAGUGUUGCCAGAAACUCAGCAAGCUCAACUUGUCCUCGAAUCACCUGUCCAGACUGGAGGAGUCCAGCUUCGACGGCCUCAGCCUGCUGGACGAGCUCCAUGUGGGAAACAACCGUGUGAGCUUCAUCGCGGGCGGAGCGUUCCGCGGCCUCUCCAACCUGCAGAUGCUGGAUCUCCAAAACAAUGAAAUCUCCUGGACUAUUGAAGACAUGAAUGGGCCGUUUUCUGCUCUUGAAAAGAUGAAAACGCUGUUCCUGCAGGGGAACCAGAUUCGCUCGGUGACCAAAAAAUCCUUCUCAGGCCUGGACGAGCUGCAGCACCUAGAUCUGAGCAAUAACGGCAUCAUGUCCAUCCAAGCCAACGCCUUCUCCCAGAUGAAAAACCUUCAGGAGCUGCGUCUGAAUACCUCCAGUCUCCUGUGUGACUGCCAGCUGAAGUGGCUUCCCAUCUGGGUGGAAGAGCAAAGCUUCCUGCCCUGCGUCAAUGUCAGCUGCGCCCACCCACAGAUGCUGAAGGGCAGGAGUGUGUUCUUGGUACGUCAGGAGGAGUUUGUGUGUGAUGACUUCCCAAAGCCCAAGAUAACGGUGCAGCCAGAGACCCAGUCAGCCCUCAAAGGAACCAACGUGACAUUCGUCUGCUCUGCCGCUAGCUCCAGCGACUCCCCCAUGACCUUUGCCUGGAAGAAAGACAAUGAAGUACUGAACAAUGCCGAGAUCCACAACCAGGCCCACCUAAGGGUUCAGGGCGAUGCAGGAAGUGAGACGGAAGUCACAGAAUACACCACCACAUUGCAGCUGCGGAAUGUGGAGUUCUCCAACGAGGGGAAGUACCAGUGCGUCAUCUCUAACCACUUUGGGUCGUCAUAUUCCUCUAAGGCCCGGCUCACGGUGAACAUACUUCCUUCUUUCACCAAAACACCAAUGGACUUGACGAUCCGGGCAGGAGCGAUGGCUAGGCUAGAAUGCGCGGCCACCGGUCACCCAUCCCCUCAGAUCGCCUGGCAGAAAGACGGAGGCACUGACUUUCCUGCCGCUCGCGAGCGUCGCAUGCACGUCAUGCCCGAGGAUGAUGUCUUCUUCAUUGCGGGUGUCAAAACGGAGGACAUUGGUGUCUACAGCUGCACGGCUCAGAACACAGCUGGAGUUACUUCAGCAAAUGCAACUCUAACUGUUCUUGAAACCCCCUAUUUCCUGCGCCCUCUCACGGAUCGGACCGUGGCCAAGGGCGAGACAGCCGUGCUCCAGUGCAUCGCCGGUGGAAGCCCUCCUCCUAGACUGAACUGGACCAAAGACGACAGUCCCCUAGGGGUCACCGAGCGACAUUUCUUUGCUGCUGCCAACCAGCUCCUCAUUAUUGUUGAUGCUGCUGAGGUGGAUGCGGGAAAGUACACUUGCGAGAUGUCGAACGCUCUGGGCACAGAGCGGGGGAAUGUUCGCCUGGCCGUCCUGCCGAACCCCAACUGUGAUUCUGGAGUGCAGAGUGGUGCCGGGAAUGUCAUGGGGAGUGGAUCAGGGGCAGAUGAUGAUGGCUGGACCACAGUGGGGAUUGUCAUCAUUGCGGUGGUUUGCUGCGUAGUUGGAACUUCCUUGGUCUGGGUGGUCAUCAUCUACCACACCCGCCGGCGGAACGAGGACUGUAGCGUCACCAAUACAGAUGAGACCAACCUACCUGCGGAUAUUCCUAGCUACCUCUCCUCCCAGGGAACACUAGCGGACCGACAGGAUGCCUACAUCCCGUCUGAAAGUGGUAGCAGCCAUCAGUACAUAGCAUCAUCCUACAGUGGUUUCUACCUGCAGGCCAAAGACAUGAACGGUCUUUGUCAGCUGGAUACAGGAAGUGAAGCUGAUAUGGAAGCAGCCAUCGAUCCUUUGCUUUGCCACUACCAAGGUCCGAUUGGCUCGCUGCUUUGUCGCGAUAACAUCUAUCCCAGUGACCCAUCCGAAGUCUUCACAGGUUUUUCAAUUGACCAAAAGCCGGUCGGCAUGGAGUCCUACAGCGGCAGCCUGACCAAACCCAAAACGAUGGACAUUUUGCUAUCGGAGCAUUUUGACGUGUGCUCGCCCUCUCUAGUGAUGCAGCUUCGAAACACCAGCCUAAAUCAAGACCCUGCGCCUCAGCAGAGGGACCGGCAGACAACUGUGGAUGAGGAAGAUGCUUUCGACUGUGGAAAACCUCAUAAAUGUGUCUCUCCCUGCAACACAUUCAUGGGUACGUUUGGGAAAGCUCCUUGGACUCCCCACAAGGAUCUAUACAUCCCACAGUCAGUCACGUAUCAUGGGAUAACUCUUCACGAGAAUCCUUACACUGCUUUGGACAUUGACUCGGACCUCGAGCAGAGCAUCAAGGACUCAUUGGAGCAGAGCGGCCGUGUGUAUGAGCAGCCGUUUGACGGCCGUAGAACUGAUGCCAUCUCACAACGUAGGAUGAGCUCCUAGCUGAUCCAACUUCCGAUUUUUCAAUGAGAACAACCAAAAGGAAUAGAAAAACACGAACAUUUCUACCUCACUGAAUGGACACUUUGGCAAUAAAGGAUGUCUGUAAUGUGCAACAAGUGAAUGUAAAGGACAGCUUCACGCAAAAUAGCACCGGUUAUUUUGCUGAAAAAAAAAGAUUCUGUUGAAUAACGUAGAUGAAUAUAUACAUUUUUAUAUAAAGUUUAUUAUAUUUUGUAAAUUGUUUAUAAACAGAUUUGAUUAUUUUUGCCUACUUUUUUUUGUACAAAUACUUUGCAGCCGUGGCUUUCCAUUUAUGUCCGCUUUGAAUAAAGCAGUGUUUUGCACAUGUGUAAACAAUAAAACGUGUGCUGCCAUGCUCACUUAUGGUUUUUCAAACCCUCCGAAAAGAUGAUCUGUUUCACAUCUGAAUAUGAGACAGAUUCAUCACUGUUCUCUCAGAGCACAACACACCACCAGAGUGGCGUUCAUAUUCAAAUAUAUGGCAUCCAUUUUCAUCUUAAUUCAGUUCAGAUUUAUCCAAUAUAAUCUAGUCAUAUUUUCAGAUAUAGGUUUGAAUACAUACUGUUCCAGUUCAAUCCUAAUUAUAUUACAAUACAGUUGAAAUUCAGUUAAUUAUUUGAUGCAAACUGCCGACAAGUGAUCUAUUACAGGCAAAGGGGACGUCCCCAAAAACUCGCAGCAUUCACCAUUACAGGCUUGGUGACUGCACAUCCUUAAAAAGUCUUAAAUUUGCAGUUGCAUGUUCGAUUCCCGGUCUGAUGACCUUUGCCGCCCGUCUUCCCUCUCUUUCAUUUCCUGUCUAACUACUCUCAAAUAAAGGCUGUCAGAGCCAAAAAAAGACCUUUCUAAAAAAAAAAAAUUCUUUAAUUUUUUUAAAGAUUAAAAAAAAAGUAAAUGAAACUUGCAUGCAUUAAUGACAGGCCUUAAAUUGUGUUGGGGGAAGUACUAUUUAAUCUCGUAUGUUUUUUCAUAAACGUUCAUUGUGUCCUAUGACUUGAGCGGCUGAGGCUGCUAGUAACUGGAUGCUAAUAUACUCUAACUAGCUUUUUAGCAUAGAUAUCAUGGAUGAGUACAAAUUUAUCACCAGUUAGCUGAACGACAACUGUUUUUGCCACUGACUAGCUUCUGUUACCAACUCAUAUGAAAGUAGGUCCAUUCUGCACCAAAAAAACUUGCUAAAAAGAAAAAUAAAGGAAUAGCGGAGUUAAAUAGCAAGAGCAUCUACUUAAGUGACUCCUUUCAGGAAACGGACAUAGCUAAACAUGGAGGCAGUGGGUUAAAUGGACUUUGUGCAGGAGAGAAAAACUCAAAGAACAUGUUGUGCAAAUAAGCACAAGUUUUGAUGAAACAUGGCACCAUGGUAUAGCCAAAUGUUGUAAAAGGGAAUUCCCUUAGAGCUUGUUUUAAGUUAAAAGCCAUUGGAGGAGGAUCCAGAAAAUCUCUUAGGUUGCGAUAGUUUUCAUAAUUUGUCUUACUAAACUGACUUUUAAAUGUAUCAAUAAUCCCGCCCUGGAGAUUAUCAGACAGAUGACUUUAACACCCCACAGCAGGAGUCAGAACAAGGAGAGCUGGAAAUAAAGACUGCAACUCAGUAGGAUGCGGAACAUGAUUUGGAUCAUCAUGUUUCUCAUUUAAAUGAGCACAUACUGUAUGUGGAACAUUUUGCCACCAGUAAUCAAACAACUGACUGGGCUUAAAACGUUUACAUCUCACGUGAAGAAGAAAUGGCUCAAACAUGUGAACACUAAAACUGGUACAGCAGCUAACACUCAUUACUUAUUGUUUACUGUUACUUUGUUGUUUUAUUUAAUUUGUCUCUUUUUUCCAUUUUAAAUAACUUUUUUCAUAAUUGUACAGGUCAACAUCUUGUUUGUCUUGAGGUGUUAUUCUACUGUUAAUUCCAGAUGUUUCUGUGUAUUUUUACAUGCCGACGUAGUGACGGCUCCGAAAGUUUGAAAACGUUUUUUACAUCCUCUUGUGGUAUAUCCCAAA
Molecule: messenger RNA, 5638 nt
Organism: Gambusia affinis (western mosquitofish)
Lineage: Eukaryota; Metazoa; Chordata; Actinopteri; Cyprinodontiformes; Poeciliidae
Gene: lrig3
Product: leucine-rich repeats and immunoglobulin-like domains 3
Exons: 19
Coding region: 305-3625 (1106 amino acids)
Molecular function (GO): protein binding
Source: RefSeq, a predicted model, not a curated record